CAAACACCUAAAAACAAAAAACGAGAUGGAAAAACAAGUACAAGACCUUACGUUAGAAGAAAAAAAGCAAGUCGCUAAGGAUGUAAUCCUUGGAGAAGACGGCCAGCCAUUGUCCAAGAAGGCUUUGAAGAAGCUAGAGAAGGAGCGUGAAAAGGAGCAAAAGAGAAUAGAAAGAGAAGCUCGUGAAACUGAAGAAAAGGCUAAGCGUGAAGCUUCUGAAGUCGAUUAUUCUGAAGGACGCUAUGGUGUUUUACCAUUAAACCGUUCUACCUCUCGUGAAAACCGUACAUACACGGAUAUCAAAGAUAUUUCUGCUGCAAAGGAUGGUCAAAAAGUCUUGGUUCGUGCUAGAGUAUACACUUCUCGUCUUCAAGGCAACAAGAUGUGUUUCUUUUCUUUGCGUCAACAGUACAACACUAUUCAAGCUUUGGUUGUCGUCGAUAAAGACACCAUUAGCAAACCCAUGGUCAAGUGGUGUGGCAGCAUCGGAUUAGAGUCCAUCGUUAUGGUUGAAGGUACUGUCCAAAAGAGCCCCGAAGUUAUCAAGAGUGCCACUGUUCAAGAUGCAGAAAUUCAUGUUUCCAAUGUUUAUGUCGUUUCUCCUGUCAAAAAGCACCUUCCUUUCCUUGUCGAAGAUGCCGAUCGCUCAGAAGAACAAAUUCGGGAAUCUGAAGAAAAUGCAAAAGAAGGUGAUUCCAAGUUCGUUCGAGUUUUGCUCGACACUCGUCUCGAUAACCGUGUCUUGGAUCUUCGUACUCCUACUAACCAAGCUAUCUUUGACAUUCAAUCCGGUAUCUGCGACGCUUUUCGUGAGCAUUUAUUGGCUAAUUCCUUCAAUGAAAUUCACACACCUAAAAUGACUGGUGCCUCUAGUGAAGGUGGUGCAAAUGUGUUCAAAAUCUCUUACUUCAAAGGUGCAGGAUACCUUUCUCAAUCUCCUCAACUUUACAAGCAAAUGCUCAUUGCCGCUGACCGUGAGCGUGUUUUCGAGGUUGGACCUGUAUUCCGUGCUGAAGAAUCCAACACUUACCGUCACAUGACUGAAUUUACUGGUCUUGAUCUUGAGAUGGCUUUUUAUGAGCAUUAUCACGAAGUUGUUGAAUUUUUGGAAAAUCUUUUCUUGCAUAUUUUCAAGACACUUAAAGAGAAGUACAGCUCUCAAAUUGCUCUUAUUCGCAACAUGUAUUCUUCAGAAGACUUUGUCCUUCCUGUUGGUUCCGAACGUGUCCGCUUUCAUUUCAAGGAAGCUGUUCAACUCCUUCGUGAAGCUGGCUAUCGUAAGCAGCUCACCCCCGGCCAAGAGCCUCCUAAGGAUGAAGAAUUCCGUUACUGUGAGGAUCCUGAAUUUGAAGAUUUUAGCACCCCCGAGGAACGUGUUCUAGGAGCUAUUGUCCGUGAAAAGUAUAACACUGAUUUCUAUGUCAUUGACAAAUACCCAAGCAGUGCUCGUCCCUUUUAUACCAUGCCUGAUCCUGAAGACCCUCGUUAUUCUAAUAGUUAUGACUUUUUCAUGAAGGGUCAAGAAAUCAUGUCUGGUGCUCAGCGUAUCCAUGAUCCUGAAUUGUUGACUGAAAGAAUGAAAUCGCUUGGUAUUGCUCCGGAUGCUGGUCUUCAAGCUUAUAUUGAUUCUUUCGCUUUGGGAUGCCCUCCUCAUGCAGGUGGUGGUAUCGGUUUGGAACGAGUUUUGAUGUUCUUCCUUAAUCUCCCUAACAUUCGUUUGGCAAGUGCUUUCCCUCGUGAUCCCAAGCGUCUCCUUCCUUAAAAGUUCAUUUCGUUUUUCAUUAAGUUAGUAUAGUCAUUUGACAAAUGGAAUUGGAUUAAAGCUAAAUGUACGCUCCAGUAAUUGCUUAUGACAAUCAUAUAUAUAAUUUCUAGUACUAAAACUUUUUUAUAACUUGC
Schizosaccharomyces cryophilus OY26 is the source of this 1899-nucleotide messenger RNA. RefSeq names its product cytoplasmic aspartate-tRNA ligase Drs1. Gene Ontology annotation, molecular function: RNA binding; ATP binding; aspartate-tRNA ligase activity. Gene Ontology annotation, cellular component: cytoplasm; cytosol; aminoacyl-tRNA synthetase multienzyme complex. The transcript is spliced from 2 exons. Bases 26 to 1762 code for a protein of 578 amino acids. The record is from RefSeq and is a predicted model, not a curated record. Gene Ontology annotation, biological process: aspartyl-tRNA aminoacylation. NCBI's taxonomy places the organism in Eukaryota, Fungi, Ascomycota, Schizosaccharomycetes, Schizosaccharomycetales, Schizosaccharomycetaceae.